Molecule: messenger RNA, 1114 nt
Organism: Carcharodon carcharias (great white shark)
Lineage: Eukaryota; Metazoa; Chordata; Chondrichthyes; Lamniformes; Lamnidae
Gene: bet1l
Product: Bet1 golgi vesicular membrane trafficking protein-like
Exons: 5
Coding region: 117-473 (118 amino acids)
Biological process (GO): retrograde transport, endosome to Golgi; regulation of retrograde vesicle-mediated transport, Golgi to ER
Cellular component (GO): Golgi trans cisterna; SNARE complex
Molecular function (GO): SNAP receptor activity
Source: RefSeq, a predicted model, not a curated record
UCCCAGGAUACAGCGGGCGCAGACAUGGCGGAGAGAAACCGAGACUUGGGACCUGCUUCCUCACCCUGCCCCAGAGAGUGGAUGGCAAUGGCAAACCACCACUGACAAAAACUGCAAUGAAAACAACUCGGGAUGAAGCAUCAGCAGACUGUGAAGGUCUCGGCACAAGUGCAGUGGACCAAAUGCUUGAUGCAGAAAACAAACGAAUGGCAGAUAAUUUGUCCAGCAAAGUGUCCCGGCUCAAAUCGAUUGCUCUGGACAUUGACCAGGAGGCAGAUGAACAGAAUAGAUAUCUAGAUGGCAUGGAUUCUGAUUUUUUGAGUGCUACUGGACUUUUGACAGGAAGUGUGAAGAGAUUUUCCACAAUGGUGAAAUCUGGCAAGGACAAUAAGAAGUUGCUGUGCUACAUAUCUGUCGGGCUGGUCCUUCUUUUCUUCAUCUUGUACUACCUUGUCACCAGGAUUCAGACUUGAUCUGUUUACAAUCUCACAGUGUGACAAGGAACAGAUCCAGUGACUGGCGAAUAAUUGCCAAGCUUCAUUUGGACACAGCCAAGAGGGCUGACUGCUCUCUCCUUUGCACCAAAGUUUUUACUUACAGCAAGUCUUCAAGUGGUUCCCUUGAUCAGCCUGGGAAUCAGUGAUGAAGAUGCACUUUACAGAAGUGGUGAGGGAACAUGAUUUUACAUGACAUUGUACUGUACUAUGUCAUACACAUACACACUAAUGAAUAGUGCAGAAAAUGGACCAGUCUCCAGUGAGAGUGUUUUAUGCAAUGAUAAGCCUGUAUUAGAGCCCCAAUCAAUCCCUUGGAGGAAGAGGAGGAUAAAUCAGGACUCCCGCCCACACGCAGCUGCCACUUCUUAAAAUAAAUGAUUGGCAAAAGGGCAGCUUUAGAUUUAUUAAUUCAUGACAUUUUAAUUUUUCAAAGGAUGUUUAGUAAGAUUAGUUCCCAAGAUGGUGAUAGUUUACUGAUUUAAUAAUCUUUUGAGUUAAAGGACUUAGUUUCCAAUAUUCAUUUUUGUUGCUUACAAUAGUGAAGUAUGAUAAUUGUGAAUCAUUAGUGUUUGCUUUUAUUUUCCUCAAUAAAUAUUGAUCGCCUAAACUGUUUUAAA